Messenger RNA from Daphnia pulicaria, 1713 nucleotides. RefSeq lists its product as uncharacterized. Gene Ontology annotation, molecular function: nucleic acid binding. Gene Ontology annotation, biological process: DNA integration. NCBI's taxonomy places the organism in Eukaryota, Metazoa, Arthropoda, Branchiopoda, Diplostraca, Daphniidae. The coding region runs from base 675 to 1664 and encodes 329 amino acids. The record is from RefSeq and is a predicted model, not a curated record. The transcript has 7 exons.
UUUCGAACUACUUUUAAGUAUGGAACGCCGUUUGUAGCAGCGAAAACAGACACCCCUUUUUUCUUUCGCACCCCUCUUUGUCUCGUUGUCUGCUUUAGUCGUCUGCUAACCGUUGCCAGUAUCUCCCUUUUACUUAAUUUUCAUAUAUUUGUGAACAAAACAACACCAGCCCACACAGCUGACUGCUCAGGGCUCACAACAGUCGGAAGCCAUUCACCGAGCCAUUCACGUGCUCAUUGUAAUUAUCAGAAGGAGCAUGCAGUUUUAACUGUGUUUUACCUGUAGUCCAGGAGUGAUUAUUCUUAAAGAAAUUUCAUUAAAAUAUAAGAUAAAUUGUGAUUUCAACAUCGAGGAAGAACCGCGUUCUUUUUGGAAAGCAUUAAGGCUUUUUGUGUUCCUGUCAACUAUUGGGCAACUUGUCACUUUUCAAGACACCAGUUAUCAUCAGUGUUAUACUUUUUAUUUGUGACAACUACUGGCCUGCUUGCUUUUUAGUGAUGGAACCAAUGAAUAUUCCAAUAUCUCAGGAAAAACUCUUACAACUUGUUGACUGGGAUUUUUCAGUAAAACAAAUGGCAAAAUGGUUUGGUUUGUCCCACUGGACAAUACUCAGAAAACUAAAGCAAUUCAAAAUUUCUUGAAAGAAAUUUUCUAAUAUUGAUGAUUGUGACCUCAUGCAAGUCAUAGCAAAUGUCUUGGCUGAUAAACCAAAUAUGGGAGGAGAUGUAUAUCUGAGACACCACCUCAAAACAAAUGUAGGUGUCUUUGUCCAACGAUGGCGUAUAAGAAAAUGUGUUCAUGAAAUCUUUGGAUCCCAGCCAAGAGCCAAGAAUACAAUCAAGAGAAGACGUUAUCAAGUGCGAGCUCCGUUGUCUAUGGUACAUUUGGACACUCAUCAUAAACUCAUUAGAUGGAGGUUUGUUGUUGUUGGAGCAGUUGACGGGUUUUAUCGAAAAAUAUUUUGUAUGAAGUUAGACACCAAUAAUAAAGCUAAAACGGUCUUGAAGCAUUUUCUAACCGGUGUCAAAGAACUUGGUCUGCCAUCACGAGUAAGAACUGACAAAGGAAAGGAGAAUGUUGGUGUUGCUCAUUUGAUGUUCCUUACAAGGGGUGGUAAUCGGGCCAGUUUCAUCAGCGGUCGGUCAGUUCACAACACCAGAAUUGAACGAAUAUGGAGGGAAGUGUUACGUGUUGCCCUAUCCCCUUUCAGAGAAUUGUUCUAUCUUAUGGAAGGUGAAGGAAUCCUGGACGUUUCGAACAACAUGGACAUAUUUUCACUACAUUUCGUUUUCCGAUCCCUGAUUGAAAAAUCUUUAGAUGAAUUCUGUGCUAUGUGGGACUCCCACAAACUCCGCACCGAGGGUUUAUCUCCCAUUCAACUAUUCACUUUAGGAAUAGAAGAAUUGAAAAGACGAUCCUUGGUAGACGGGAAAAGCUAUACAGAAUUGCAGCAAUUUGAUGUCGACAUGCAACUUGUAAAUACCAUACAAAAUCAUUGCAUCAGAGGAGUUCGUGGUGUCAAAGUGCCUGAUAUUGUCUGUCCAUCUGAAGAUACCUUGGCGGAAUUGAGAAACCAUUUCCCAAUCACUAAAAUUACAUUUGAAAAUUCCGUAGAAACGUACCUUUCCUUCCGCUAUGUACUGAACGCAAUGAGUAACGUUUAGACGUUAUGUAUGGUACUGUUCUCAUAAUAUACGGGAAAUCGAUGAAAAA